AUGCUCUUGAGAAUAGCGCUCGUUGUUGCCUGUUUGGCGCUGUUGGUUCUAGGUGCCGAGGACUACUACAAGCUACUUGGACUUAAAAAGAGUGCCACCGACCGCGAGCUUAAGAAAGCAUACCGGAGCCUUAGCAAGAAAUACCACCCAGACAAGAAUCCUGGAGAUGACACAGCAAGUCAAAAGUUUGUCGAGGUAGCUGAAGCCUACGACGUCCUCAGCGAUGAGGAGACUCGCAAGAUCUACGACCAGUAUGGCCAUGAAGGCGUUCAGCAGCAUAAGCAAGGUGGAGGCCCACGCCAGCACCACGACCCCUUCGAUCUAUUCUCGCGCUUCUUCGGCGGCUCAGGGCACUUUGGACACCAUGGCGGGGAGCGGAGAGGGCCGAACAUGGAAGUUCGAGUUGCUAUACCGCUUCGCGACUUCUACAAUGGACGGAAGACUGAGUUCACGAUAGAGAAGCAGGCAAUCUGCUCGGCUUGCGAAGGCUCAGGCUCCGAAGACGGACAUGUAGAGACAUGCGACACAUGUGGCGGACGCGGUGUACGGAUACAGCGACAACAGCUCGCACCUGGACUGUUCCAGCAAGUACAAACACAUUGCGACAAGUGUGGCGGCAAAGGAAAGACAAUCAAACACCCCUGCCCCGUCUGCAGCGGCAGCCGCGUCGUUCGCGAAGCCGAAUCUCAUGAACUCGAGAUUGAAAAGGGUAUGCCUACGGGCGUACGCAUCACGUACGAGAACGAAGGCGAUGAGAGCCCGGACUGGGUAGCAGGCGACCUGAUUGUGCACCUCGUUGAAUCUGAUCCAGUGCUCGGCCAGCAAGACCACGAACGCUCAGACGGAACAUUUUUCCGCCGCCGAGGCAAGGAUCUAUUCUGGCGCGAAGUCCUCUCCCUUCGGGAAGCAUGGAUGGGUGACUGGACACGUAACAUCACGCAUCUGGACGGGCACGUUGUCCAACUACAUCGCAAACGAGGUGAUGUCGUCCAGCCCAAUACUGUAGAAGUUGUCAAGGACGAGGGCAUGCCGAUAUGGCACCAGGAGCUUGAGAACAACGAAGGCCACAAGUGGGGAGAUUUGCAUGUUGAGUAUGUAGUUGUGCUGCCGGAUCUCAUGGAGAAGAGUAUGGAGAAGGAAUUUUGGAGCGUGUGGGAGAAGUAUAGGAAGAAGAAUGGUGUGCAGCUAGAUGGCGCUUGGGGGAGGCCGGAAGGAGGGAUCGAGAUGCCGAGCCCAGAGGAGCAUGAUGAGUUAUAG
Cucurbitaria berberidis CBS 394.84 is the source of this 1257-nucleotide messenger RNA. RefSeq names its product DnaJ protein-like protein. The record is from RefSeq and is a predicted model, not a curated record. The transcript is spliced from 3 exons. Gene Ontology annotation, cellular component: cytoplasm. Bases 1 to 1257 code for a protein of 418 amino acids. Lineage: Eukaryota; Fungi; Ascomycota; Dothideomycetes; Pleosporales; Cucurbitariaceae. Gene Ontology annotation, biological process: protein refolding. Gene Ontology annotation, molecular function: Hsp70 protein binding.